Messenger RNA from Eruca vesicaria subsp. sativa (arugula), 970 nucleotides. NCBI's taxonomy places the organism in Eukaryota, Viridiplantae, Streptophyta, Magnoliopsida, Brassicales, Brassicaceae. The record is from the annotation of a GenBank genome assembly.
AUGCGUAUAUUGCUGACUUAUGGGCUUGAUUCCAUUUCUCCUACUGUGGUGAACCGUGCUUGUCAAACCAAGUUUGUUGAAGAUUCUGUGAGGAAGUUGCUGAGAGAAAGCGUGGAGUAUAGCUUACAAGACGUUGAGUCUGCUGAGACUGUGACAUCUCGAGAUGAGCUCCAGACAAAUUUACUGGAGAAUGAUGAGAGAGACCCGCGGAAAAGGCCUGGGGAUUGGCACUGUACAGAAUGCAAGUUCUUAAACUUUGCGAGAAACAUAAGAUGCUUGCGGUGUGAUGUAUUUUCUGAGGAGAGGCUAAAACAGUUGAAGCAAGAACAGAAAGAUCAUCUCCCACUGAAGAAAGGAGAUUGGCUAUGCCAAACAUGCAAUUUCUUGAAUUUUGCGAAGAACACGAGUUGCUUGCGGUGCAAAGACAAGCCUUCAAUGCGUCAAAUCAAUCUGGGAGAGUGGGAAUGCGAGUCGUGCUAUUACAUCAAUUUUAGAAGAAACUCUGUAUGUUUGAAGUGUGAUCACAAGAGACAAAAGGCUCCAAACGCCACAACGGAUUCAAAGAGUGUUGGUGAUCAUCACAGCAGAGUUUCAAAGACGUGGAGUUUCGUAGAAGAAGAAGAGGAAGAGGAGGAGGAGGAAGAAGAAGAAGAUGGCGUGAUGGGAUUUCCAGUGGAAGGAGGGAGAAGUAGUGUUUCAAGGAGUGUGGAAAAAAGAGAGCAAUGGAAGUUGGAGAUGACACAGAGGAUGAGAAGCAAUGGACAUGAAAAGAAAAAAGAUGAUGAUGAUGACGAGAGAGAGUCAACAAGAUGUUAUGAUCGGAGAAAGAUUGAGUUUCUUGGUAAUUGUAGUGAUGAUGGAGAGAUGGAUGAUUGGUUUGCGCCAACUUUAAGAUAAUCUGUUUUGUUUUUUACCUCUUUGGCUGGUUUGGAUUUGGACAUUGUUGUAGUGAAAACCUGAAAUGUUUGAC